Lytechinus variegatus (green sea urchin) is the source of this 3770-nucleotide messenger RNA. RefSeq lists its product as uncharacterized. The transcript is spliced from 16 exons. The record is from RefSeq and is a predicted model, not a curated record. Gene Ontology annotation, biological process: netrin-activated signaling pathway. NCBI's taxonomy places the organism in Eukaryota, Metazoa, Echinodermata, Echinoidea, Temnopleuroida, Toxopneustidae. Gene Ontology annotation, cellular component: membrane. Gene Ontology annotation, molecular function: netrin receptor activity. Bases 1 to 3417 code for a protein of 1138 amino acids.
AUGUCUGGGAAGAGAAAGUCGUCGAAAAACAACUCUGGUGAUAAUGAAGAGACGAAUGAAAACUAUCUUCUAUCACUGAUCAAGAAUGAGCUAGGGAAACUUUCCAAUUCCUUGAAUGCUAAGUUGACCGUCUUGGAACAGUCGAUCGACAGUAUACGAGAGGGACAAAGUAGUAUUGUCAACUCGCUGUCGUUCCUCAACGAGAAAUUUGAGGAAAUGAAGUUGAAGGCCGAGAAGAUAGAAAAGGAAAACAGAGAACUGAAGGAACAAAACAUCUGUCUUCAGAAGAGAUUCAGUGAGUUGACCUUCCAGCUUAACGAACUUGACCAGUACCACAGAAGAGUCAACUUGGAGGUGGCAGGUGUACCAGAACGACAGGGCGAGGUUCCUGAAAGGAUCGUACUUAAUAUCGCGAAACACAUCAGCCCUGAGCUUGCAGCAUCCGACUUCGAUGUGGUUCAUCGGCUGGGUUCCAAACGCCAAGCUGAUAACAAAGCCCGCCCAAUCAUCGUGCGAUUCACCACAAGACGAGCUCGGAACAUCAUGUACGAUGGGAGAAGGAAGCUGAAGACUCUCUCCACAAAGGAUCUUGGAUACAACAGCGAUGGCAAGAUCUACCUCAAUGAAAACUUGAUCGCUUCCACUAAGGAGCUAAUGAAAGAUGUCAACAAGGCCCGCCGAGAUGCCGGAUACAAGUUCCUGUGGACCCAGAAUGGCCGAAUCUAUGUUCUUUCGCUAAAAGAUAUUCAUAGCAAUAUGAGAAACCGUGUUCUAAUACCAGUGACUGUGCUUGAAGAGGACGUGGACUUUCCAGUUACUAUCACAAUUGUACAGAAGGGAAAGCUUGACGUUGCAAUACAUUUCGCAUUUGUCUUCAAUAGUUCAGAUGAUGAAGACCAAGACCCUUCUGUAGAAAUCGCUUCUUCUGUACGCGCGAUUAGAGGCAUUUCAGGAACUGACAUCCAGGAUGUCGAGCUGCACAGCAUUGCUGAGAUGAUGUCGGUGAAUCAUUUCUAUGAUUUGGGGAUCGCACUUGGCUUUCGAAUCCCUAACUUGGAUGCCAUAGAAUACAUGCAGUCAGGAAACAGGCAGCAGGCUAUGUACCAAAUGCUGGUAAAAUGGAGGCAGGCACAGCCACCUGGUCUUGCAGCGAAGGAUGCGUUGCUGUCAGUAAUGGAGUCGUUAGAUCUACCGAGUGAGGACAUGCAAAUAUCAGACCUCGGUUCUGACAGUGAUAUCCAAGACAGUACUUUGCUUACCCUCUCUAAGACGAUCAAAGCAAAUCAAUUCUACGAGGUAGGACAAUUGCUUGGUCUAACAAAGAUGGAUCUUCAACACAUAAAGCACCGGACGUUCUCCAACCAGAAGGAUGCCAACAUCCAAAUGCUUUAUAAGUGGAAGUCAUCCCAAAUAUCAGCAGAGAAAGGCAUGCAGACUCUGAAACUUGUUUGGGAAUCAAUACAAGCAGUAGGAAAAACAGAAAGCAGCGAAGAUAUCAUGGAUAAAGGGGAUUCCGCUCGUCUGUACCAAGUUCAAGAGGAAAAUGAACCGGGUGGACCUACCUGCGAAUCAGAGGAUAUGGACGUAAUAUGCACUGACAUGGAUGCUCGCGGUGGAUCUCCGGUGAAAUAUGAAAGAUCUUACGAAGAUCCCGACUUACAUGGCGGAAUGUCAAACACAGAAGAGCUUUGCAGCGUCGCCCUUCCGGUAAAAAGUCUCCCACAAGUAUGUCUACUUGGGAAAUCACUUUAUCUGGAUGAUGGCGUCAUUGUUGAGAUCAUAGAUCUACAAAGGCUGGCAGUGCUCCAUAGCAUCGCACGGCAGAUUCUAGAUAUUUGGUGGCAUGGUUUGAAAGAGGACGAAAGGAAAAAUCAGAGUUCAAAGCUGCUUCUCGAAUACAACAUUACCAAAAUCAAAGAAGGUCGUGAAGAUGUCUUGGGCGCUAUUCGGUCCACCGCAGACCUACUGACCUUGUGUCAUCGAGUAAAAGUGAGUCCUUCGAGAGUUCUGCAGAUCAUGAGCGCAUCUGUAACAUUACUACCGUCUUACGUCAUCGGUCGUGUGGUUAUGAAGAUGCUGAACCUAUGGUUGCAGAAAUGUGGAACCAGAGAUAGACUUCUGGCAAUUGCUCAAGCGUUUCGUUUCAACGACGCAGCGACCAAGAUAGCAGAAGCACUCGAAUCGCAACCAAGCUACCCAAAAUUCAGCUCGCACUGCAACAUUGAUCACAGAGGAGGAACACUGGCCCUCGCUCAACUUGGUGUCGCUCUAUCGAUUCCCGAAGGAGCUAUACCAAAAGGAACGAGAUCAGUUGUAACCCUUCAGGUAUCAACGCAUGAUACUCCUCGGAUCCCCCUCCGAGAAGGUGAGGUCCUGGUUACCCCAGUCAUAGAGACUUCCUUCAAACAAGAACUACUCAAACCUUGCAAAGUCGUAUUACCACACUGUAUCAAUCUCCGGGGAAGAAGCGGCGACUAUUCUACUAUUCUCUACGCCAAACAAAAUCCAAGGACUUUUGGUCGGAGGAGCCUUACUCGGGGUACAUCAAAUACCUCAAAAUCUGAGAUCGUGUUUCAUACACGUCAUCUUCAAGUCUUGGCUCUGUCUUCUAGCGAUUGUCCAGGAGUUCAGUUAAGAUGUGUCGUCUUCCAGCCUACCAUCUUGACUCCAGAAGAGGAACCACGUUUACGUGUCUACAUAGUUCAUCCCUAUAGGAUAUAUAUGAAGCAUAUAAGCAGAAAGGAAAGGACUUCAUCUGUUUCCUACUGCCAAGUCCAAAAGGAAUUUCAGUUCUCAAUACAACCAACAUCAAAGCACCUCAAGAUUAUACUCCAGGAUGGAGGAAAAGUACAGAAAAGAAUGAUGCCGAUUAAAGGUAUACUGAGUGGAGAAUGUGAUCCUCUGAUCUUCAAGCUACAGUUCUCUGCUGAAGAGAAAGGCUACAAGGACUUGAACAUUACCAUCCAAGAAGAUCGAAAACUAACAGCAGAAAAACAAAUUUCCAUCUCUAUAGAAGAUGAACCAGAUUAUGCUGUCGACAACAUCACAGAUUCGCAUCAACAUUUUGCAUCUAAUAAUCUCCUUGAGGUACUUGCCGAUGUGAUCCGUGAACCGAAGGACUUGACAUCUCUUGGCUACCAACUUGGCUUCUCGCAACAAAGUAUGAGGAAAUAUAAUGAUCCAGCUGAAGUAUCGUUUGAUACAAUCUCAAGGUCAGGCUUCAUUGGGAUGCUACGUGAGUGGAGACGAAGGGUCCGACCUAGUGAACAGAUGGAGGAACUUCACCUGGCCUUGCAGAACGCUGGUCUAGAAUAUGUAACAAACGUGAUCCUCCGAGAAAUGGGUGGUGCCUCUAGGAAAAAGUUUGAACAACUCAAACAAGAAUGGGAGUCAAGAAGCAAGAAGAUUAGUCACUAAACUGCUGAUUAUCACCAGCAACCAGCAUGACCAUUAAGGACUUCACAUGAAUUAUGUAUUAAGUACUAGAAUGGAACGGAAAUAAUAUUCUUCAUCCAUGUUCGACAUUUAUAUAUUCUGUUAGACAAUUUGAUCUUGAAUUGGAACAUCGCUGUACAGUCUCAUUGCAGCUUGGCUCCAAACAGCUUGGCUGCUCCAAUCCUAAAGGUUAGCGCUAUAUGGAGAUGUCGUAUGGUUCGGGAUGUUAUUAGGCACUCUCUCUUUAUGAUGUCAUCGUCAGUAUAUCCCCACUUUCACAUGUCUCUACAUGUAUGUUAUACGGAUGUUGUUUUUUUUACCUGACUGCUAAGAAA